UGUUAUCAUCUUUACCUGUAUUUAGAUUUCCAUCGCAGAUAACCCACAGGAGAAGGCCAGAGGGUGAGGAUGAAGCCGAAUGCCCUAUCACCACCUGGGGCAGGUACUACCAGCUUCUGCCCGUAUGUGGUGGUGGUCGUGAAACGUCUUACCUUCUGCAGCACAGAGACAAUCCCCCCACCCCGGAUUCUCUGUUCGAAUCGCUUUCCACGAAUCCUAUCCAGAGAGAAAAGCUUUGAGACCUGAGCUGGAGGGCAAAACCCCAAAGGACAACAGAAUUGCCUGGCUGCUCAGAAGGACCUUCAUGACGUCAGCUGGCAAAAGCUCUGCAGGUGUUUAGAGUUGCGUUUGACGUGGCAUCAGAACUCUGUUGGUGUUUAGAGUUGUGUUUGACGUGGCAUCAUGGAAUGAGAAACUGACCUCAUUAGCUCAGACAUCUCUCUGUCUUUUGGCAAAAUAAGAGUUGUGCAAUAUCUCCUGUUUCACUGAUUCCUGGGAAAUGCCAGCCAACUGGGUGUCUUUUUUGAUCCCUGAAUGUGGCCUCCUACCUGAAGUGCUGAAAAGUACUCUUACAGAUGUUGGAGAGUACUACCUGCUGAGGAGUUUAUCAGUUCAUGAACUGGUCUCUCACGAAUUCAUUGAUACUUUUGUGAAGAAAGGUUCAUGCUACGCACUUACCUAUAACACCAAAAUUGAUCAAGAUAAUACUGCAGCUCUGCUACCAAAUGGCAAGCUAAUUCUGUCAGUGGAUAAGGAUACUUAUGAGGAGCUUGGACUGCAAGGUCGCCCUUCUCAGUAUUCUGGCAAAAAAGCAAUGAGAUAUAUUAUAACAAUUAACUUGACCGAUUCCAGCUUUCACCCUGAUAGCAAGAUGCAUAACAGAGUGCUUUGGGCCCUGAAAGACAAGAAACGUUUAGAAUUUGACAUCCUACUGGCCUGGAAUCACACAGGUGCAGAGGAAUCAACACUGUUGUCAUACUUUUCAAAACACCAAAUACAGGCCCUGAAGCCAAAAAUAACAUUCAGCACCAUAAGAGACUUGCAGUGCCCAGUGUUAGACAGUAACGAACUAGAAGGCAAGCCAGAGGAGUCCUGCAGCACGGAGGACCUGUUUGAAUGGCUAGGUGCUGUCUGGAAUCAAGUUAGCUUAGACAACAAGUCAUCUAGCUUCUUAUCAACCUAUUGCUGCCCUCAGCCCAACACAGUGGUGGAAAAAGCUUUUUUGUGCACAAUCACAGGCUUUAUAGUUCCUGAGAAGAUAAUUCAGUUAUUGGAGCAGCUGUGUUGCUAUUUUGGUGAACCAAAACUGGCCUAUUGGCUGACUUUAACUGUGCAUGGCUUUGCAGACAGCCCUGUUUCCUGGAGAGGAAGCGAACAUGGAUUCCACAAAGGAGGAGAGAACUUGUACAACUUUGUAAUUUUUAGAAAUCUGGACUACUGGCUUCAGAUGGCUGUUGGAACUUGUGAUGAUUGUCCUCCAUAAAGCUACAUCUACAGAAACUUUAAUGUUUCCAUAUUACUGUAUAGACCUAAUAAAAGGUCUGUAAAAGUUUUUUUAUAAAAGUGAUCAGGUAACAAGUACUGAAACUAAAUAUUAUUCAAUUCUUUAUAGCCCUAUGAUGAAAGGAAUGGAUUUUUAUUUCUUCACUGUCAUACAGUGCCUUCUGAGAGACCUCACAAUUCAAACUUGAAGAAAAAGAUACAUUUUUAAGAGUUACAUUCUGAUGAAAAGACUGUAGGUCAAAAGUAACUCUGGAAUUUUGAAAGUUAGUUUUACAGGUUGCUGUCUAAAAUGUUUGGGAGGAAAGCUUGUUCCGGGACUUAGAGUUUUCGUUCUUUAUAUUAAAGAUCUGUAAAACCUUCAAA
Messenger RNA from Pogoniulus pusillus (Red-fronted tinkerbird), 1866 nucleotides. RefSeq names its product ribonuclease P/MRP subunit p40 (gene RPP40). The record is from RefSeq and is a predicted model, not a curated record. Gene Ontology annotation, biological process: tRNA 3'-end processing; tRNA 5'-leader removal; endonucleolytic cleavage in ITS1 to separate SSU-rRNA from 5.8S rRNA and LSU-rRNA from tricistronic rRNA transcript (SSU-rRNA, 5.8S rRNA, LSU-rRNA). Gene Ontology annotation, molecular function: ribonuclease MRP activity; ribonuclease P activity. Lineage: Eukaryota; Metazoa; Chordata; Aves; Piciformes; Lybiidae. The transcript has 9 exons. Gene Ontology annotation, cellular component: multimeric ribonuclease P complex; ribonuclease MRP complex. The coding region runs from base 500 to 1483 and encodes 327 amino acids.